Hibiscus syriacus is the source of this 840-nucleotide messenger RNA. RefSeq lists its product as uncharacterized. The record is from RefSeq and is a predicted model, not a curated record. NCBI's taxonomy places the organism in Eukaryota, Viridiplantae, Streptophyta, Magnoliopsida, Malvales, Malvaceae. The transcript is spliced from 4 exons. Gene Ontology annotation, molecular function: nucleic acid binding. Bases 1 to 840 code for a protein of 279 amino acids.
AUGGCUAUAAGUCAAUUGCCACCAAAGCUUAAGGAUCCAGGGAGUUUCACGAUUCCUUGUAACAUUGGUAACACAUUUUUAGGUAAAGCUUUAUGUGAUUUGGGUGCUAACAUAAAUCUAAUUCCAUUGUCAAUAUUUAGGAAAUUCAGAAGCGGCGAAGCAAGGCCCACUAUGGUUACUUUACAACUUGCUAAUCUCUAUACCGUACAUCCUAGUGGUAUUGUGGAAAAAAUGCUUGUGCGAGUGGACAAAUUUAUCAUUCCUAAGGAUUUCAUCAUUUUGGAUUGUGAAGCGGACAAAGAUGUCCCAAUUUUUCUCGGCCGCCCAUUCCUUGCUACAGUCUUUGGGCAGGAUUUUGAGAAGUGUUUGAGCAAUUUGGCUGCAGUUUUAAGAAGAUACGAGGAGACAAACUUAGUUUUGAAUUGGGAAAAUGUCAUUUUAUGGUUAUGGAAGGUGGAAGUUGUAGCCUUGCCAAACAGCAGUGCUAAAGCAGUUUUGCUAUUGUUGCAUAAAAAUAUUUUCACUCGCUUUGGAAUACCUCGUGCAUUUAUCAGUGAUGAAGGAUCCCAAUAUAUUGGUCAUCAACAAAUCCUUGAGAAAGUUGUGAACCCUUCUCAAAAGAAUUGGUCCCAACACCUUGAAGAAGAACUAUGGGCUUAUAGAACUAUUUAUAAGACUUCAUUGGGAAUGUCCCUUUAUCGUCUUGUUUAUGGUAAAGCUUGUAACUUACCGGUGGAGUUGGAGCAUAAAGCUAUAUGGGUGCUAGAAAUGCUGAAUUUUGAUUUACAUGUUGCAGGCAAAAAUUGGAUGCUGGAGCUCAAUAAGCUAGAGAAACUCUGA